AUGGAUGAUCAUCGCAGACUGCUGGAUUUCUCCCGGAGGCCCCAGAUAAUCUUACACCGAAUAGACCAUGUGAGGAAGAAAUUCCUGAAGUGUAACGUUUAUAACCUGGAGAGGAGAUCCACUCCGGACCAGGAGGAGUUAGAACCUCUGCAGGUGAAACAAGAACAGGAAGAGCCUGAAGAUCAUCAGAUAAAAGAAGAGCAGGAGGAUCUAAAACACCAGCAGAUAAAAGUGGAAGAGAAAGAAGUUUACUGCAGUCAGGGUGAAGAACAGAUUGAAUUAAAACAGGAGACUGAUACCUGCAUGGUGGUUCCUGUUGAUGAGCAAACAGACCACACUGAAUCAGAACCAAACAGGAACCAAGUCAUCUUCCAGGAAGCUGCUGAAGCUGAGAACCAAAAUCAGGAAAGAAGAAAACCUUUCUCAUGUGUCAUCUGUAAAAAGCGUUUGACUUCAAAAUCUGUUUUUGAUGCUCAUAUGAGAACUCAUACGGGUGAAAAGCUGUUUUCAUGUGUGACCUGUGGAAAAGGUUUUGGUUAUAAACUGGCUUUAACUCAGCACAUGAUGAUUCACACUGGUGAAAAGCCGUUUCUUGUGUGACCUGUGGGAAAACGUUUUCUUCGAAAACAGGAUUUCAGUAAGCACAUGAUGAUUCAUACUGGUGAAAAGCCAUUUCCAUGUGUGACCUGUGGAAAAAGUUUUAUUC
This is a messenger RNA of Xiphophorus couchianus (Monterrey platyfish), 706 nucleotides long. Its product is annotated as oocyte zinc finger protein XlCOF6-like. Gene Ontology annotation, molecular function: DNA-binding transcription factor activity, RNA polymerase II-specific; RNA polymerase II cis-regulatory region sequence-specific DNA binding. The coding region runs from base 1 to 600 and encodes 199 amino acids. NCBI's taxonomy places the organism in Eukaryota, Metazoa, Chordata, Actinopteri, Cyprinodontiformes, Poeciliidae. The record is from RefSeq and is a predicted model, not a curated record. Gene Ontology annotation, biological process: regulation of transcription by RNA polymerase II. The transcript is spliced from 4 exons.